AGAGCGAAUCGGUUAACCGUUCAACAGUGUACACAAAAAAGUGUUCCCCCCAAAAAGCGCACGAUUUUCUCUACUCUCCAAAAUGAAUUACUUUUCCACCCAAACUACCUUCCUCCAUAAAGCUCCCGCCAUCACCUGGUGACUUCUACUUUGCUCGCAAAUUCACCUCGACCACAGUCAGUCGACGGCCAACCACGGAUCAGACCACUGAUCUCCACACAACUUUGGGAUACUAAAAAGUUCAACUAUUUCUUCAGCAUUUGCCUAAUCACCUGAGACGUGAAUUGGCAGAGUUAAUUACCAAAAGAAGCUAUUCUGUGUGUUGUGAAGAAACGUGCAUUUGAAGAAAAUGAAUUAUUUAACAGUCCUUUUAGUGAUUGCUUUUAGUGUUAUAGGCACUUAUGGAGCCCCAACAUCCUGUCCUGAGCCCUUUGGCGUUCAAGCUUAUGCUCAUCCCGAGAAUUGCGAUCAGUUCUUCCUCUGCACAAACGGAACCCUGACCCUGGAAACCUGCGAGAAUGGUCUAUUGUUCGAUGGAAAGGGACACGUCUUCAAUCAUUGCAACUACAACUGGGCCGUUGACUGUGGCACGCGUAAAUACGAUCCUACACCGCUAUCAUCUCCGGGUUGUGAGUAUCGUUUUGGAAUCUAUCCGGACACGGAUCAGUGUUCAACCACGUACAUCAAGUGCGCUCACGGAGAGCCCCAUUUGAGCCCAUGUGAUGAUGGUCUGGUGUACGAUGAUCGUAUUCACGGAUGCAACUGGCCCGAUCAGCUGCUGGAAAAAUGCGAUCCUACUGCUGUUGUAGGCUUUGUAUGUCCUGCUCAUGUGCCAUCCCAUAGUCCAGCUGCCCGCUUCUGGCCCUUCCCACGAUUCCCCGUGCCCGGAGACUGCCACAGGCUCUUCACAUGCGUCGAGGGACAUCCACGCCUGAUCACUUGUGGCGAGGACAAGGUCUUCGACAAGAACACCCUUACUUGCGAGGAAGACAUCCCAUGUGUCCCUUAAAAAACUUCACAGGGACUCUUGCCUAAAAACAAAUUUACAGAGAAGAGAAAUUUCUGAAAAACACAAAUACUCAAGAUUUCACACGAAACUCAACCAAAAUCUCCGAGAAAAGGAAAUUUGUUACCAUUUCAUUCCAAAGUGAUACUGAACCGCUAUACCAUGUACAUUUUAAAAAUCUCAAUCUAAAUCACUUUUUUCUUUCUUGCACUACAAUUUAUAAAACGAUAAACCGCCUUUUCGGACCACCCUCUAUCUACACGAAAUAAUAUCAAAAGACCAAUAAACUAUUACAAACAUUUCAAUUCAUUGCCCUCUUUUUACCAAACACUUUUCCUUAACUCUGUUGAAAAAAAAAGAAAAUGUAUAAAACACAUAUCUAUUUCAUGUUAAAUUUCUUUUUCCUCAAAUCACGAAUGUCUUUUUCCUUUCUCCAGCACAAUCCUCUCAAGCAUGCAUAUUAGGACAAGCUAAAUGAAAUAAUUAAGUUUUUGAUAAAAUACCAAUUAAAACAAGAUGCAUUUAAUCACGUUCAGCGAAGCGUUUCAAAUAUUCUUGUCGAUGAUGGAAGAAUUUCGAAAAUAUAACACAAAAGUGUAAAAAAAAACUUGCAAGAAAAAUUAUAUUUUUCCUCAUUAAAAAUUAUAUAUUACAAUUGAGAGCUAAAACAUAACGAAAUGUGUUAUUUUAUUGCUAAUUAAAUAGUUUGUUUUAUUUGUAAA
Molecule: messenger RNA, 1728 nt
Organism: Phlebotomus papatasi
Lineage: Eukaryota; Metazoa; Arthropoda; Insecta; Diptera; Psychodidae
Product: protein obstructor-E
Exons: 3
Coding region: 350-1009 (219 amino acids)
Cellular component (GO): extracellular region
Molecular function (GO): chitin binding
Source: RefSeq, a predicted model, not a curated record